Molecule: messenger RNA, 5481 nt
Organism: Doryrhamphus excisus (bluestripe pipefish)
Lineage: Eukaryota; Metazoa; Chordata; Actinopteri; Syngnathiformes; Syngnathidae
Source: RefSeq, a predicted model, not a curated record
GUGAUCACUCGGAGAGCGCACACAACCACAUGAGUUCUAAUUAACCCAUGCUAUUUUGUAAAUGCACGUAAUCGUGUAUCUUUUGACAAAAAACAACGCGAUAUUUCAAUGUUGAGUCGGGGCCUGUUUUGUUAGCUUGCGAGCUAGCCCCCAACCUACUCUCCUAUUACUUCACAAACACAGCUACUGCACAAAUGGAAACUCCGUUGACAACAAAAUGAUACGCUAACGAAACCAAAAGUUACAUAUUGCGGAGUAAACAGCUGUAAUGUAAACCACCCGCGAGUUCGUAAUUCCGAAACAGCACAACAACACGGAAGCGGCGGAACUACCACAUCAUUACGUCACCCCGGAAGUUGACAUAACUGGCGCGGCGAAACGUCUAUCGAGGCAGAAAUUAAGGUAGCUAACCUAAAAUUAAUCAUGAAAAUCGCCGGAGAGGAACUCCGAAUAAAUAAAGCUACAAUUUAAUAACGUAUGAUCGAAUAUUAGCGUUCUCUAUUCCGCAUCAGCAAAACAAUCGUACAACACGGAAGUAGCGGACCGACAACGUCCACUCUGAUUGGUCCGUACGUCAUUCCGUUAACCCGGAAGUUGUUAGCCCCGUAGAGAAACAACACUGGUGCGGCCAAGCGUCUGUCAGAGCAACAAUUAAGCUAGCAAACGUGAAAUUAACCAUGAAAAGCGCCGCAGGGGAACUACUCCAACAAAUUAAGGGCUGCUUCAUGUGCUGAGGAGCGGUGUGCCAUGCAGAGGAGACAUAGCAGCAACACUGAUGGCAUGCCUUCAGAAAGAAGCCGUAGCCAAACUCUGGGAUCAGAGAGCAGCCUGGACGAAGGUGGCGUGUUUGACUGCCUGAAGCCGGACGCGCCUACGUCACCCCAACAAAUCUUUUCCGGCUUGGUAGGUGUCCCUUCCGGGACUGUUUCCUCUGCCCAGUUCCAGGCGGCAAGCUUAGUUCUGGGCUCCCCCCCGGAAGUUUUCAUCCAGAUGACGGCGUCGACUCGAGAAGAAGGCGGCACCCGCCGCCCUGAGGUGGCCCCGUUCCUCCCUCGGCCUCCCCAGCAUCACCACCACCAUCACCACCAACACCACCAUUUCCACCACCCACCCCUGCAGCACAGGACCUCCUCUCUGCUCCAGCAGGCCACGGCGGCUGCCGGCUCAGAGAGGCGGGGCUCCAGAGAGGAGGGCGGCCAGGAUGACCCAUCCACGCCGGCGCCGGCCUUGUCGGAACUGAAAGCGGUGGUUACCUGGCUGCAGAGGGGCUUUCCUUUCAUCCUCAUUCUCCUGGCCAAAGUCUGCUUUCAGCAUAAGCUUGGUAUCGCAGUGUGUGUGGGGAUGGCCAGCACGUUCGCCUACGCCAACUCUACUUUUAAGCACCAAGUGUCGCUACGGGAGGAGCGCUCGAUAUUGGUCGCCCUGUGGAUCAUGCUGUUCCUCUCUGGCAACGUCACCUACGUUUACUACGCUUUCAGCCAAGAGGAGCUGUACAACAGCCUCUUGUUUUCCAAGCCCAACCUCAACAGCCUGGACUUCUUUGACCUCAUCUGGGUGGUGGGCAUCACAGACUUUGUCCUCAAGUUCAUCACCAUCGGCCUGAAAUGUGUCGUCCUUUUCCUACCCAAGAUCCUCCUGGCCUUCAAGUCCAGGGGCAAGAUCUACCUGCUGAUGGAGGAGCUGAGCCAGCUGUUUCGGGCACUGGUGCCGAUCCAGCUGUGGUACAAGUACAUCAUGGGAGAAGAGCCCUCCGGAAGCUACUUCCUGGGAGCGACGCUCAUUAUCAUCUACAGCCUCUGCAAGGAUCCAGGAUUCUUCAGCUUCUGUCAGCUAGGACCAUUUUCGGCAUUUGUGCAUAUCCAUCCAUCCAUUUUCUAUAAUGCUUAUCCUCACUUGUUUGGGGCAUUUAGCUUUCCCGGUACAUUGCGUUAUCAUGCUAGGUGUUAGCAUGCUAAUGUUAGCAUACUGGCAUUUUUGGCUAUUUUCAUCGGUAGACACAUGUAAACAUUUACUACUAGCAUGCUGGGUGUUAGCAUGCUAAUGUUAGCAUUGCUAGCAUGCUAACACGAGCAAACAUGAACAAACAAGCAUUUUGGGGGAUUUUUAUGAAUAUGGAAUAGCAGACACUUAGCGUUAUCAUGCUAGGUGUUAGCAUGCUAAUGUUAGCAUACUGGCAUUUUUGGCUAUUUUCAUCGGUAGACACAUGUAAACAUUUACUACUAGCAUGCUGGGUGUUAACAUGCUAAUGUUAGCAUUGCUAGCAUGCUAACACGAGCGAACAUGAACAAACAAGCAUUUUGGGGGAUUUUUAUGAAUAUGGAAUAGCAAGUCAAGUCAAGUCAAGUUUAUUUAUAUAGCCCUUAAUCACAAAAGAGCCUCAAAGGGCUUAACAAGCAGGCAACAGAAGAAGACAGACAAUAGACGACAAACGACAUCCCCUGAUCUGAACCCCCAUCAGGGCAAGGAAAAACUCAAAACCCAUUAGGGAAAAAGAAACCUUGAGAAGGGACCGCAGAUGGGGGAAUCCCCCUUCUAGGAUGACCAGGCUGCAAUGGAUGUGGAGAGGUUAACAUGUGACAGUUAAAUAUAAACAUAGAGUAUAAUAGUCCAGGUCCAAGAUGUGAUGCCAUUAGGACAGUUGGGCAGCCACGGGUCUUGAGAUGAUCACUAUCCCUCUGCUGCAGCGCCUCCAAGGUAGGCCACGACCGAUGUCCAACAUGUCUAACAUGACUGAACAUGAACAAACAUAAGCAUUUUUUUAUUUUUAUGAAUAUGGAAUAGCAGACAGUGUUAUCAUGCUAGAUGUUAGCAUGCUAAUGUUAGCAUACUGGCAUAUUUGGCUAUUUUCAUUGAUAGACACAUGUAAACAUUUACCACUAGCAUGCUGGGUGUUAGCAUGCUAAUGUUAGCAUUGCUAGCAUGCUAACAUGAGUGAACAUGAACAAACAAGCAUUUUUUGGGAUUUUUAUGAAUAUGGAAUAGCAGACACUUAGCAUUAUCAUGCUAGGUGUUAGCAUGCUAACAUAAUUAUACUAAUAUUUUUAGCAUUUCAGAGGUAGGCACUGACAAUACAAAAAAAAAACCUAGUCCUUUUAUGUUAGGAGUUAGCAUUCUUUAAGUCAUUCAAACCCUUCCAUGGUAUUUUUUCAUGGUAGAGGAAUAUAAAUAUGUAGAUAAAAUAAAUGUAGGACUAAUGUUUAUCGUGUACAUCACAAUAUGGAGGAAACUGUAGUUUUGGUGUUUUUUUUGCAUUUUGUAAAACAAUUUUUCUUAUUAUUACUAUGAAUUUAAAUGUUUUUUUAAGUCUGUUUUCUAUAUGGGUAUUUUUUUUUCAAUUUGUAGCAUUUCAAGUGAUUAUGAAUGUACACCAAAAACACUUGGCUUUCCAUUUGAACUUUUUUGACUUUUCAUUCACUUGAAAUCCAGAGAGUCAUAUCAGCUGCAGGAAGUAAUUCCCCUGAAAGCAGAAGUUUCCAAACAAAACACCACCCCCCGAAAAAAACAAAAACGUUGCUCCUGAGUCAAUCUCAACUCGACUGCAACAGGUUGAGCUACAUAUAAAACAAAAAUUUCAGCAAAGAAUUAGAUGUGCAUAGUUAUAUUUUUAUCCUUCACUGGUCAUUAAAAAAAAUAUUAAAUUGACAUAAUUUUUCCAUUAUUCAUUCAUUCAUUCAUUUUCUACCGCUUAUCCUCACGAGCGUCACAGGGAGUGCUGGAGCCUAUCCCAGCUGUCUUUAGGCGAGAGGCAGGGUACACCCUUGACUGGUGGCCAGCCAAUCACAGGGCACAUAUAGACAAACAACCAUAUUGAUAUAAAAGAUUCAUUUAUUAUAAUUGGGGAUGUCCGAUAUUGGCUUUUAUGUUGAUAUCCAGUAUAUUUAUUGAUUAAAUUGACACAUUUGCAGAUUUAUUUAUUAACUAAUGACACAUUAAAUUAAUUUUUGCACAUGUAUUUAUCAAGUUAAUUAAUGCCACAUUUAUUUAUUGAUCUAAUUGACACCUUUAAUUAUUAGCAGAUUUAUUUCUUGAUUUAAUUAUUUGAUGAAACAUUUAAUUAAUAAUUUAAAUAUUUAUUUAUUCAUAAAAUUUUGUCCCAUUUGGUCCUCCAUGAUGCUGUACCAAUGCAUCUUUUAUAACUUUUAAAUGUGGAUGCAUUCUUAUUGCAAAUGUUGCUUUGAGCCCCGCAGCCUUCCAACCGAGAGCCCAACUGCGCCUCUUCAAAUGAAAAACCACCUCUUUCGUUCCAGUUUCACUUCCCAGCUUCCUCCACGAGAGCGAUUGUGCAGUCACGUUAUCGCAAACGAACAAUGACAAUGUGAUGACAGAUCCGUCUGAUCCGUUCCCACGGCUGUCAUCUUUGACCCAUUCUUUUAAUACACCCUGAGCCAUCCCUUCGUUGGAAGUGGGAGGACGCUCGUCUGGCGGUGGCCAAGUCACCUGACGGCUCACACGCUGAGACUUCGCCAGGCCCGGUGGUGUGACGGGCCGCGGCUGCCAAUAGCAGCCGUGGCUUUUUGCAUAUGAAUAACGCGGCGGAGGAGCUGUCUCAAGUUAUGUGUGGCGAUGACUUGACACGGAAAAAAGAACUCAGCAGGUGACACAAGUCUGAGUGGACGACGCCAGAUGAGGAAGACCGCAUUCCAGAGGCCCACGCUCUGUGGAGGAAGCGGCGCCUUCCCGCAAUUAGCUUUACAUUAGCUUUAAAUAAAAUAUAUAUAUAUUUAAAGCUAAUGUACACAUCAUUGUAUUCAUUCUAGUUCUUGCUGGAGUAUCCAGCAUACCUUGUGGGCGCUUUUUAAACAAGUUUUUGUGUCAUGUUGUCAAGCAGUUGGUGGCUUCUAACCCUGCAGUGUUACGAUGCCAUCUACUGGGUGAUGCUGUCGCUACACUGCAUAAAUCGUUAUAUAUCCAUUCCAUACCAAACCUAAGUGGAAAGUCCAGCAAUCAUGAUGAAGCAGAUAAAGACUCAUUUGAGGGGGAAUUCCCACUCACAGUGACAGAUUCUCACCGCCGCGUUACACUCUUAAUGCACAACAUCGUCAUCAAACGCACUCAUUUGUUCAUAUGAUGCACACAGAGCAACCGGCAACUCUGUGCUCUGUCUCACUUUUGCUUCAUGCUGUGGGGUGUUCAGGCGCACUCGUAAUUUUUAUUUAUGUAUCCCUGUUACAAUCGGCGUACGCCACUUUUGGAACCUAGGAACUAUCAUGUUUGCUCUUUUUUGCUGCUGAUUUUUUAAAUGUCUUUCAAUACAAACAAUUAUUAUAACUUCUUAAAUCAUCUUUAUAAUUUUUUAAAUAUAUAAUUAUGUGCUUAUAAUUAUAUAAUAUAGUCUAAAUAUAAUUAUAUACAAAAUAUAUUAAAUAUUAGGACUUAAAAAAACAUUGUCUUUAAUACUGUAUAGCAACUGUAUGCUACUAAAUGUCAUUAUUUUUCCUUAUAAUAUUGAGGGUUUUUUCUUGUAAAAUUUCGACUUUUUGU